Messenger RNA from Caretta caretta (loggerhead turtle), 3180 nucleotides. Its product is annotated as carotenoid-cleaving dioxygenase, mitochondrial. Gene Ontology annotation, cellular component: mitochondrial envelope; membrane; mitochondrion. The record is from RefSeq and is a predicted model, not a curated record. Lineage: Eukaryota; Metazoa; Chordata; Testudines; Cheloniidae. Gene Ontology annotation, molecular function: beta-carotene 15,15'-dioxygenase activity; carotenoid dioxygenase activity; heme binding. Gene Ontology annotation, biological process: tricarboxylic acid cycle; carotene catabolic process; retinal metabolic process.
UUUAGCUAUCUGCUGCACUGUGCAGGCUCAUCCCUACCAUUGUACAGGCUUUUAUUCUGAAGUGAUGGCCUCAGCCAGUCCUACUCAACACAUCCAUCGGAGCCAGCUGCACAAUACCAUCUUUCCCAGAUACCCUUGGAUCUGAGGCUUUCUUCAGAGCUGAGGAUCUUCCAGAUGUUUUCCCAAAUCCUUCUGUUUGCCAUCAAUCUCCUGUCUGUGAAUGUGGGACAUUUCCUCUGCUGUUUGAUGAAAUCCAUCCCAGUUCUAAAGGACUUUCUGCCGAGCCCACAACAGGAGCCGCUCACCUUCAGCAACCGGAAGGGUUUGCAAUGCAUCUCGCCACUCAUGAGAAGUGUGGAAGAGACUCCUCAGCCCAUCCUGACAAAGGUCAAAGGGCACAUUCCAAAGUGGCUCAAUGGCAGCCUGCUAAGGAAUGGGCCUGGGAAGUUUGAGUUUGGAGAGGAGAAAUUUAACCAUUGGUUUGAUGGCAUGGCCCUGCUGCAUCAGUUCCAACUGGAAAAUGGCAUCGUGACUUACAGGAGCAAGUUCCUGCAGAGUGAUUCCUAUGUGACUAACAGCCAGCACAAUCGGAUCAUGGUCUCGGAGUUUGGAACCCUGGCUAUGCCGGACCCAUGCAAGAGCAUCUUUGGUCGCUUCAUUUCGUGGUUUGAGAUGCCACGGCCAACGGAUAACUCCAAUGUGAACUACGUGGUGUACAAGGGAGACUAUUAUGUCAGCACCGAGACCAACUUCAUGCAGAAAGUGGAUCCAGAAACCCUGGAAACCAAGGAGAAGGUGGAUUGGAGCAAAUUCAUUGUGGUGAAUGGAGCAACAGCCCAUCCACAUUAUGAGCCUGAUGGGACAGCAUACAACAUGGGCAACUCUUAUGGGAAACAUGGUUCCAGCUAUAACAUUAUUCGGAUUCCUCCGCAGAAGUCAAACCACAAUGACACGUUACAGGGAGCAAAAGUUCUGUGCUCCAUCGCUCCAGCGGAGAAGAUGAAACCCUCCUACUAUCACAGCUUUGGAAUGAGUGAGAACUACGUGAUCUUCAUUGAGCAGCCCAUCAAGAUUAAUCUGUUUCAGGUCAUCACAUCCAAGCUCCUGGGGAAGCCCAUUGCUGAUGGGAUAAACUGGGAGCCGCAGUAUAAAACCCGCUUCCACGUGGUGAAUAAGCACACGGGAGAGCUGCUUCCAGGGCAGUUUUACAGCAAGCCAUUUGCUACUUUCCAUCAAAUCAAUGCCUUUGAAGAUCAGGGCUGUGUGGUCCUUGACCUCUGCUGCCAGGAUGGUGAAGGGAACCUGCAUAUUUACCAGCUUCAAAACCUGCGCAAAGCUGGGGAGGGUCUGGAUCAGAUCUAUAACUCGUCAGCCAGAGCUUUCCCCCGCCGCUUUGUUCUACCCCUGAAUGUGGAUUCAAGCAUGCCCACGGGGCAGAACCUCAGCCCUUUGCCCUACACAUCAGCGAGUGCUGUGAAAGAAGCGGAUGGGACGGUCUGGUGCAUGCAUGAAAAUCUCCACUCCGAGGACCUGGAGGAGGUAGGGGGCCUGGAGUUCCCCCAGAUUAACUACUCACGGUGCAACGGCAGGAAGUACCGCUUCUUCUAUGGCUGCGGCUUUCAGCACCUGGUGGGGGAUUCGCUGAUCAAGAUGGAUACAGAAACCAAGAAAAUGAAGAUUUGGCAAGAGGAUGGAUUCUACCCUUCGGAGCCCGUGUUUGUGCCAGUUCCUAAAGCCACUGCAGAAGACAGUGGGGUCAUUCUGUCUGUAGUGGUCACACCCUUGCAGAACCAAAACACUUUCCUGCUUGUCCUGGAUGCAGAGACCUUCAGAGAACUGGGCCGCGCAGAAGUCCCAGUGCAAAUGCCUUAUGGAUUCCAUGGUACCUUUGUCCCACGUUAAUGUAGAAGCCUGCUACCUCAUAUUAGAAGCUCCUGGCCUCUUGGAGCUCAGGGCUAGGUGAAGCCCAGUGUGAAUCUCUGCUUUUCCUUUCCUUUCGCUUUUGCAUUGUGCCUUUGCUGAAGGAGCUGCCUCUGUAGCCCCCAAACCUGUUUUGUGUGCUGCUGCAGUAUUAUUAAUGCAUCGUGAAUGGGUCUGAAGCUAAUACUGCGCAAGGUGAUAGCCCCUUCUCUAGAAGAGCCUAGUGCCUUGGCUCCUUCCACUGUCCUGCUCUGCCGGUCUGCUGUAACCCCCAUGCUGCCAAGAGCUGGGCAGGCCAGGGAGGCAGCAGGUGCCAAGAGAGCACGCUUCUUCCCAGCAGCAAUGCGCUCUGAGUUGGAGAGGCUAGUCAGCAGCUCUGCUCGGAGGGGUGGCUUUGGCUUUAGUGCACAAAGCUAAAGGCGAGAAGGGAUCAAGGGAAGGAGGGGAAAUUGCCUCCUCCGAGUCCCAAGCAUGCCACUGCUUCUUCAGGAAACUGUCUCAACUCAGCCAGGAAGAGCAGAGAGGGAGCUGCCCUACUUGGCAGCUGGAAAAUAUCCGUUCUAGUCUGUCUAUGCGCUGUGCGCUAACAGCCUGUGCAAACAUCACGACUCAAAGAAAAAGGAUCGGUGUCAUCCCAUGCUUCCAUUGAAACCCUCCAUAUCUCAAACCAUGCCCCUGCCACGCCUCUGAGUGAAACCAGCGUGGGUCAAACACCCCUCUGCUGUGUCCCUGCCAUGCCCCCUAGUGAAACCAGCGUGGGGCAAACACAUCCUUGACAUGUGCCCACAGCAAAACUAGUGUGUGAAACAUGCCCCUUCCCAUCAUGUCCCCCAGUGAGACCAACAUGGAUCAAACAUGCCCCUGACACAUCCCUGCUACAUCCCCCAGUGCAAUCAACAUGAGUCAAAUAUGCCCCCACACCGCAUCCUGUUGUGAAAUCAGCGUGGGUCAACACAUCUGUCAUGCCCCCAUUAUGCCCCCCACAAUCCACAGUGAAACCAGCAGGUGUCAAACACAGCUAUUUUUAUUUUUCUGCUUAGGCACACUUAGAGGGCAUUGCCUUAAUUAACCUUCCUCCAGUCGAAUAUAACUCUCAUUCAUUCAUCUUUCAGGUAGAUGGGGAAGUCCCUUAUGCUCAGAUGCUUUAGUUGUGGUGGGAUGGGUGAAGAGGGAACGGGUUAGUUGUUUGUUUGUGGAGGCCACAUACAGCAACUUAUCUGUCUGGCUCUACUAAUAAAAGACUGCUCACAGUGAUUGGUA